Amphiprion ocellaris (clown anemonefish) is the source of this 3254-nucleotide messenger RNA. RefSeq names its product ATP synthase subunit a-like. Bases 296 to 1450 code for a protein of 384 amino acids. The record is from RefSeq and is a predicted model, not a curated record. The transcript has 2 exons. NCBI's taxonomy places the organism in Eukaryota, Metazoa, Chordata, Actinopteri, Pomacentridae.
UGCUCUUUCGACUGUCAUUCUGCACUUGGAUUUGGAGCUGAGCUGUUAGAGAAACUGGGAGAUGGACUCUGGAGAUUUGAAACGCUGGAAAGCAUCUGAAGAAUGGACCUUGUUGAAGAACAAACUCGGUGGAUUACUGACAGAAGAAGAAGAAAACCGACCCGCUGGACAAACGGAUCAGACAGAAGAGCAGCUGCUGUUUGGAGGCCUGACAGACCUGGAGAGUCAGCACACAGGUCUCCUGAUGUGAUUGUGGACCUUCCCACCUCUGAGACGACAGAAAAGUGGCCUUUGAAUGCUGUUCUGUACACGUUUUAUAAAAUGCACUAUUUUUUUUGUUCUUAUUCUUUGCCUUGUCUUCUCUUUUAUUGUCCUUCUUUCAUCAUGUUUUCUGCCUUCUUCCUCUCCUACUACUCUUCUUCUUGUCUGUUUUCUAAUCCUUCUUCUUCCUCCCUCUCCUCCUUUUUCUCCCCCUCUCGUCAUCUCAUCCCUUUCCUUCCAUUGUUUUGUCCUCCUCUUUCCCCCUUCCUUCUGCUUCUACUGCCUUCAGUUUUUUUCUCCAUUUUCUUCUCCUCUUCUGUCUUUUUUCCCCUUCCUUUGCCUCCAUUCUGCUUUUUCCUUCAUGUUCUCUUCCUUUCUCUUAACUACUUUUUCUUCUUCACCUUCUUCUCUCCCUCGUUCCACUCAUUAUUCUUUGGAUUCCUUCUUUACCUCCAUCUUCUUUUCCUUCUCCUUCUGUCAUCUUCAUCAUCUCUUCAUCCCUCUACUUCUUGUUUUCCUUUAUCCUUUUCUCCACCUCCUUCACUUCCUCCUUCUUUCCUCCUUUCUUUUUCUUUUUCUCCUCUUCCUAUUCUGUCAUCUUCUUAGCCUUUUCUCUUCUUCUGUCUUCUUGUCCUUCUUUCUCCUCCCGUCAUUUUCCUCUUCUUCUUUCAUCUCCUCUUCCCUCCACCCUUGUUCUCCUUCUCCCUUCUCUAUUACUCCUCCUUCCAUCUUUCUCUUCUUUCUCCUCUUCCUUCAGUCUUUGUCUCCUUCUUUCUCCUCCACUGUUUUUGUUUCUUUGUCAUUCUUUUCAUUUUUCUCACUCUUUUAUUCUCCUCCUCGCUUCAUUGUCUCCUUACACAACUUCCUUUACUCCUUGUUCUUGCAUUUUCUUUCUGUCCUUCAUUCUUUUGUUAUUCUUCUCCUUCUUUUUGUCACUCUUGUCUUCUCCUCGUCCUUCUUUUUCCUGUAUUUUCUUCACAUUUUACUUCCUGUUCUACUUAUUCUUUUUCAUUUCUUUCUCUAUUACUCCUUGUUCCCCCUCUUUCUACUCUUCCUCACUCUAUUGUUUUGUCUCCUCCUUCUCUUGUCUUCCUUCUCCUUCUGUCUUGUCAUUUUCUUAUCCCAUCUUCCUAUUUUGUUACUCCUUCCUCCUCUCCUUUUUUCUUCUUCUCUUCCCCUUUCUUCUUGAGUUGUCCUCCUCCUUUCUCUCCUAGUACUGCUUCUUUUCCAACUCUUCCCCUCUUUCCUUGUUGUUCUUUCUCCUUCUCUUCCUCAUGCUUUCCUUUUGUCUUUUGUUUUUUCUCCUUCUUUUGGCUUCUUCUUUAUUCUCCUUCUGUUUUUCAUUUUUUCUCCUCUUACUCCUCUGUCUUCUAUUUAUUUCUCCUCUGCCAUCUUUUCCUGCUUCUGUCUUCUCAUUUUUCCUCCCUGUGCUCCCUCAUUCUUUUCUUCUUCUCCUUCUUUUGCUUCCUCCCUUUUCUGUCUUCUUUCUCCUUCUUUGUCUUGUUCUUCUUCAUGUCCUUCUUUCUACCUCCUCUGUCUUUUUUAUCCUUUCUCCUCCUCCUUUCUCUUCUUCUCCUUCUUUCUCAUUUUCCUUCUUUGUCUACUCUGCUCUUCCUCAUUCCUCUCUCCUUCUCCUUCUGUCUAUUUUUAAUUAUUCUUGUCUUCCUUGAGUUUUCUUUCUCCUUCUUUUUUUCUGUUUCUAUUUCUGUUUUUCUUAGUCCUCUCGUCUUUGUCCUUCUACAUUUUAUUUCCUCUGGCCCUUUCUCUCUCCCUCUUGCUUAUCCAUCUCUUCCGCCUUCUGAUUCUUCCUCCUCAUUCUCUUCUCCUUUUCUACCUUCUUUUUCUGCUCCCCAUUCCGUCUUCUCCUUCUUCCUCCUUUUCUCCUCCUGUCCUCUCAUUCUUUCUUCUCCUUUUCAUUCUUGUUAAUGAUCUUCCUGUCUUCUUCUCCUCCCUUGUUUUUCUCCUUCCUGCUCUCUGUUCCCCCUUUUUCUUUGUUCUCCUUCUUUCUCUCCCACUAUGUUUUCAUCUCUUCAUCCCUUUUACUCGUUGCUUUUCCUUAUUCUUCUCUUCUUCCUCUUGUUUUAGAUAUCUUGUGCUUCCUCCUUCCCAAUCUACUCUCCCUCAUUCUUAUCUCCCCUUCUCUUCAUCUCAUUCUUUUCUUCUCCUUCUGCCUUUGUCUCAUUCAUUCUUCUCUGCUCUUCCUCAUUCUUCUCUUCUCCUUUUCCUUCUGUCUACGUCUUAUUCGUCUCUUCCUCGUUCUUUUCUUCUUCUACUCCUUAUUUUUCUCCUUCUUCUUCUCUUGUCAUUUUUCCUUCUCAUUCACCGCUUUUUCCUUCAUGUUCUCCUCCCCCUCCUAAUGCAUCUACUACUUUUCCAUCUCCUCCUCUUCUCUUCUUCUCCUUUGUCCUUCUUCUGUCUUCUUCUUCCUCCUCCUUUUCUGUCUUCCUUUUCCUCCUUUUCAUUGUUUUAUUGUCCUGUCUUCUACUCCUCCUCUUUUCUUCCUCUUUCUGUUCUCCUUUCUUCUCCUCUUCCUCCUUCUUCUACUCCUGUUUUCUACUUUCCUCUUCUACUCAUUCUUCUUCAUCUCUUCCUCCCUUUACUCAUUGUUCCUCUCCUUCCUUCUUCUCCUUCUCUCCCUCAUUCUUUUAGUCUUGUCUUCUUCUACUCCUUUCAUUCUUUUCUUCUGUCUUGUCAUUCUUAUCCCAUCCUUCUAUUUUUUCUCCCUCCUUCUCUUCUUCUGUUUUCUUCUUUUCUAUCCCUUUUUUUCAUCCUCUACUCCUGCUAGUUUUCAAACUCUUAAUCCCUUUACUCCUUGUUCAUCCUCCCUCUCCUUCACUUUCUGUCCUCUCCGUUCUUCUGCUCCUCCUUCUGACUUCUACUUUUCUUCUGUCUUCUCCUUCUGCCUACUAGUUUUUUCCUCCUUCUGCUCCUUGUUCUGUUCUCUCCCUCAUUCUUUUAUUCUUCUUCUGCUUCUUCUUUCUUCUCCCUUUCAU